AUGUGGCCCAUCCGUUUCAUAGUCUGGGCCUUAGGACCCGCAUCGAUUCCGGUGCAUGCCUUCUCAGCGAAUGGCAGCUCAUCUUCAAUCCCAGCCAUCAAAGAUGACUGCCGGCGGAGUGACGACUUGCAGCUUGAUUUCCCAAAGGCAGUCAUUCGCGGUGUCAAGAAGAUGUCCGAGGAUGAGGGGGAGAAGUUUUUCUUUGAUUAUUGGGACUUUGAAGGGGCGGACGAGGUUGGUCUGACAGCAACGAACGAGACGUAUAGCCCUCAAAGCUACGACAACCACGAGGCACCGGAGAUCCAGCCUCGGGUAUAUCCAUUUCGGCCGUCGGUGCCGACUAAUAUGGGCUUCAGCCCGCUGUUUCGGCGAGAUUUCAAGUGCCCGACUGGCACUUUCGCUUGUAUGGCGAUUGACCGGCCGAACAGCUGUUGUGGCGCUGGAGAUACCUGUGUCCUGGUCCAGGACACUGGGUUGGGCGACGUAGGCUGUUGUCCUCAAGGCCAGACUUGUUCUGGCGUCAUCGGGUCCUGUCAGCAGGGGUACAUGAGCUGUCCGGCUUCCAUGGGAGGCGGUUGCUGUAUUCCCGGCUAUGAGUGUGUCAGUGGCGGAUGUAAGUUUCAGGUUGUUGACUCUGAGGCUCGGCUCGACCUACCAGCCUCUCCACCGCCACCACCUCCCAGAGCAGCCAGACAGGCUCAAUCUGUCCAACCGGGUUCUAUGCGUGUUCUGCUUAUUAUGAACGAGGCUGCUGCCGCACAGGACGAGACUGUGACACUACUUCCUGCCCUGCGAAGGCAUCGUCGACCAUCACGUCGGACGGUCGUACCAUCGUGGUGCCAGCCCAGACGACUACUGCGGCCAGCGGAACGGGACGAUGCGCCAGUGGCUGGUUUAGCUGUGCAGACACUGUGGGUGGAGGAUGCUGUCCAACUGGGUAUGCAUGUGGUUCCAGCUGUACCGCUGUAG
Molecule: messenger RNA, 969 nt
Organism: Aspergillus fischeri NRRL 181
Lineage: Eukaryota; Fungi; Ascomycota; Eurotiomycetes; Eurotiales; Aspergillaceae
Product: putative GPI anchored protein
Exons: 2
Coding region: 1-969 (322 amino acids)
Source: RefSeq, a predicted model, not a curated record